Oncorhynchus kisutch (coho salmon) is the source of this 339-nucleotide messenger RNA. Its product is annotated as guanylate-binding protein 5-like. Gene Ontology annotation, molecular function: GTP binding; GTPase activity. The record is from RefSeq and is a predicted model, not a curated record. The transcript is spliced from 3 exons. Bases 19 to 318 code for a protein of 99 amino acids. NCBI's taxonomy places the organism in Eukaryota, Metazoa, Chordata, Actinopteri, Salmoniformes, Salmonidae.
GAGAAGCUGUCUGCUCAGAUGGCCAAGAAGAUUACAGAGGGGAUCUACGAGCUUUACUGCAAUCACCAUGAGAACAUGCUGGCACAGUACCGGGCCAAGCCCGACAAAGGAGUUGGGGCUGAGGAGAUUCUUGAGCAGUUCCGGAAGGAAAAGAGUCUAGAGAAGUAUUCCAUCCUGCAAGCUGACAGAAAAAUGGACCGAAAAUUAGAAAAAGAGAAGGAGGGAUCAGCUGUGCUGAUCAGAACAGAACAUGGCCAAGAUGUUCAAAUGUUCAUAAAUGAUCAGCAUGUUCGAAUAAUAAGAAGGCAGAACAGUUGAAACUGGAGCAGCAGCACGGCC